AUGCCGAAGCGCAGUGCACAAGAGAAAUUACAACGCUACGAAAAAAAGAUUAGGAAGUUAUUGGAGAAAGAAGAACAAUUAUUCAUAUAUUUGCUCCNAACUCCUGAAAUUACACUUGAUGCUGAAAUUCUUUCUGCCUUGGGAGCUUCAACAUCUGACGUCCCCGAUUUUGGAAAUCAAAUACACGACAGUUUAGCUAACUUAUGGACCCCGCUUUUAAAAAAAGGCCUACCAAAAGACCAGAAGGAAACUCUUUUCAAAGAAAAGGAUUACUUAAUUCCUAGCAACUGUAAGCUACUGCAGGCGCCUAAGUUAAACGCCGAAAUAUCCGCUGCAGUGUCAGACGUGGUAAGAGGACGCGAUAAAAAGUUUAUCGGCUUUCAACAACAGCUCGGAGCGGGUACCUCGGCAAUAAACAGAGCAAUGGAUACCUUGUUGUGUUCCGAUAACAAAAUACAAGCCUUAAAGUAUUUGAGCGACGGCUGCCGCAUCUUAACCGAUUUACAUUACGCCCUAACAAAGGAUAGGAUCAAAUUGAUUACACCCAGCUUGGAAAAGAACUUUUUACAUGUCAUACAAGACUCUGAGCGAGAUGACACAUUAUUCGGCAAUUCACUAUCUGAAAAGAUUAAAGCCAGUAAGGCAAUUGAACGACAAGGUUCCCAAAUAAGGAAACCAUUGACGAAUCAAAAACCAGCGAAUGUUCCAUCAACUGUUAGUCGCCCUACUCCUCAGGGAAACUGGUCAGGACCUCCUCGGUACCCGUCGAACAGGGGGGGGCGGGGAGGUCAGGGCUACAGGGGCCAGCGACCAGCAGUUCCUCCCAGGCGGACUUACCCUGCUUCGACUUCGAAUCAGCUGAAGGGCUACAACCAGCCCCGACCCCGUGCACCGCCACAGUAGAUCAGGUACACGCAGGCCGAAUUAAAUUAUUCUUCCAUUGUUGGUCUCGUAUAACAAACAACCAAACUGUCUUAGAUUGGAUAAAAUACGGGUAUUCUAUACCCUUUUGUCAGGAAGUGACGCAAAAUAUUGCCCCCAAGUCUAACUUCACUCCGGAAGAAAGACUCGAGAUGGCUGAGGCAAUUGAUAAAUUAAUUGAAUUAGGAGCUGUUUCACAAUGUAUUCCA
Ostrinia furnacalis (Asian corn borer) is the source of this 1130-nucleotide messenger RNA. RefSeq lists its product as uncharacterized. NCBI's taxonomy places the organism in Eukaryota, Metazoa, Arthropoda, Insecta, Lepidoptera, Crambidae. Bases 1 to 903 code for a protein of 300 amino acids. The record is from RefSeq and is a predicted model, not a curated record. The transcript has 2 exons.